UGGGGACAAAAAAAGAUCUCGAAUGCCCCCUAAAAUAACUUGAGUUUGGUAGUUUCAAAAUCAAUUUUCAUAUCGGAAUUUAAAGACGUGCACAAAAUCUUUAACCUGUAAAGUAUUACCCCAAAAAAACGUUUUCUUUUCAUCCUUUGAACCAAGAAAUAUGCCCGCCGAGAACUACUUUUAGAAACUCCGAGCAUUUUUUUAAACACUUGCUUCGGAGAUAAAACAUAAAACUUUUAGGAUUAAUAAAUGUUGUUAUGAGUCCCAAUAAUAAAGGCUUGAGAAGAAAUUGCUUAUUCUAAGGUGCGAACCCAAUAAAUUCUUCAGGCAAAAAAAUCUCUUUAUAGUUAUACUUUUCAAAGACUUUUUAUUAGAUCAACUUAAUUUUGCUUUUUUUUUUUAUAGUGAUAUUUUCUUUAAACAAAUUUUAUCCAAAAAGGACAUGCACGGUUGAUCCUGACAGGACUUAGCCAAUCAGAUUACUCUAGAGUUAAUUUGAACCAGAAUAACUUGAUCCAAGUUAAGACGGUUAUUAUAGUUCUAUAUUUAUAUAUAGAUAUGUGCAUUUUCAUCUUUUCAUAAAGAAACUGUCCAAGUCGGAGUAUUUUUGGAAUUUGAAAUAUUUCGUUUGAAUAUAAAUCGGUAAUAAAAAAAUAGUUUAAUUUGAAUACUUGACGAGAUUGUCAAAUUCAAACUAGUGAGUGAUGAAGAUAUCAAUAACCAAUUAAAUUUUAGUUAUUCAUUUUUUAGGUCUUUACUGAGAACUUUUGUUAGAAUUCUUGAGUCGUGACUCUUAUGAUGGUAUUUUUUGUAACCGUGCUCGGGUUCAUUUGAGAACAACUCGACGAAGAAAAAAUACUCAAUAAUUUAAAAAAUUUUCUUAAGACUUCCCUUAAUGCAUUUAUUCUGAAUAACCCGGUGGAUAGAAGAAUGGCAACCUAAUUAUAAAGCUUUCCUAAUCGGAAACUUAAAAAAAUGUAGAUUUAUUUUUGCCAAACGCAGUUGAAAGGCGGGCUAAAAUCCAUACAAAAAAAGUGGAAUAAACUAAGAUUUUUUAGGAAGAGCCUUCCAACAAGAAACUCAGUUUUUUUUUGGCGAUAUGGCCGAGUGGUAAGGCGAAGGACUGCAAAUCUUUUUUUCCCCAGUUCAAAUCUGGAUAGCAGGUGCAAUUUGUUUUUGUUCGACUCAGAUUAGAUAUAUUUUGAUUUAUACCUUUGCGUUUUUUAUGAAUUAUUUUUUUUUAUAAAAAAAAUAAAGAAACGAGUCUAUCGUUAAAAAUUACUCAUUUCUAUAUUUAUGAUUAGGACGAGUUCCUUGUAUGAUUAUUAGAUUAUGGGUCUUUUUAAAUGCUACAUGAGGGAGUUCACCAUUCUUUAUUAGUUUAUUUUUAUUAUAAAAAAAUAAAAAAGUUUGAAUAAAGUGUUUUUUAAUUUUUUUAAUUAUUAAUUAUAGAGAUAGGGGAGAGAAUUUACCACAUGAAUAUAGAUAUAGUAAGUAUGGCUUGGGCUGCGUUAAUGGUAGUCUUUACCUUUUCCCUUUCAUUAGUAAUAUGGGGAAGAAGUGGACUCUAGAAGUGCUGCUAAUUUGAAUUUUUGGGAAAUAAAACUAUUUGACUUUGAUUCUUUGUAUCAUACAGCGUUAUGCACGACCUUGAUAAUUCUAAUAAUUUGUAAAUAAAACCUCUAUCCCCAUGUCUUUCGUUUCAACUAUUAACAACACAUAAAUAUAAAUAUAGAAUAGAUAGUCUGGGUUUCAUUUAUUUAUCAACCCUCACUAUCUAUUUAUACAUAGAUACAGGUCAUUUAAGGUUUUUAUUUAAUAUAUGGCGAAGUUGAUGGCUUGUUUAUCAGUCACAUUAAAAAGAUGUCCUACAAUUUUUGCUAUAAGCGGACUCAAAAGGAAAGAGUUCUGGGAGUAACUAAUUAUUUUGACUUACUGUUUUGACAUAAAGAAUCAGGAGAAGGGCAGUCGGGAAGAGAAUCAAUAGGGCAGUAGCACUAAAUGCAAGAAUAUUGACUUCCAUAGUUCCUUCCUUUUUUACGGCGUACUAACUCGGGAUUUAAUCCCAUAGAAAAAUUUUGGUUUAUUAUAAAUUAAUAACUAGAUAUUGGAUCCGUCGGGACUGACGGGGCUCGAACCCGCAGCUUCCGCCUUGACAGGGCGGUGCUCUAACCAAUUGAACUACAAUCCCUGGAAAAAGGGAUAUGAAAUAAGGUUUUAUUUUUGUAGCUAUGUAGAAUAGAGUUCAUGGGCCGAGCUGGAUUUGAACCAGCGUAGGCAUAUUACCAACGAAUUUACAGUCCGUUCCCAUUAACCACUCGGGCAUCGACCCAGGAAGAAUUAAAAUUUAAUUUUAUACUGAAACUUGGUAAUCUUUUUUCUAGAGUACCUACCCCCAGGGGAAUUCGAAUCCCCGUUACCUCCGUGAAAGAGAGAUGUCCUAAACCACUAGACGAUGGGGGCUUACUACUUAACUACUUGAAUUAAAUUACUUAAAUUUUUUUAAUUUUCAAUAUUUCGAAACUCCCACCUUCUUUUCUAAUUUUUUGAGUUUUAAAAACAAUUUCAAGGAAAAAUUAAGCACGUGUUUAUUGCAUGUACAUAAACAAAAUACUCCAUAACGAGAAAGUCGGAAUAAUUCCAUGUUUAUGGAACAUACCAAUAAUCCAGAAGAAACAAAUAGUAUCUUUGAGUCUCUAUCUCUCCUCCNCAAAUUAACAACAAACAGGAAGAAUUGGAUCUUCGAAACCCAUUGGAAACCACGGUUCGAGAUACAUGAAUAAAUAUUACCGCAAGAACAGAAAUUUUCAGAUGUAAUAAAACCAAAAAUCCGAUAUGGUGCUCGGAAAUGGUCGAAGUAGUUUAAUAGGAGUAUUACUAUGACUAUAACCCUUGGUCAAUCUACGAAAAAUGACAAGGAUUUAUUUGAUACUAUGGAUGACUGGUUACGCAGAGACCGUUUUCUUUUUGUAGGGUGGUCAGGUCUAUUACUAUUUCCUUGUGCCUAUUUUGCUUUAGGUGGGUGGUUCACGGGUACAACCUUUGUAACUUCCUGGUAUACUCAUGGAUUGGCUAGUUCCUAUUUGGAAGGUUGUAAUUUCUUAACUGCUGCCGUUUCUACUCCUGCGAAUAGUUUAGCGCAUUCUUUAUUGUUACUCUGGGGUCCUGAAGCACAAGGCGAUUUUACACGUUGGUGUAAAUUAGGAGGUUUGUGGACAUUUGUGGCUCUUCACGGUGCUUUCGGAUUAAUUGGUUUCAUGUUACGACAAUUUGAGCUUGCCAGAUCUGUUCAAUUGCGACCUUAUAACGCCAUCGCAUUCUCUGCUCCAAUUGCUGUUUUUGUCUCUGUCUUCUUUAUUUAUCCACUAGGUCAGUCUGGUUGGUUUUUUGCACCUAGUUUUGGUGUAGCAGCUAUUUUCCGAUUUAUCCUUUUUUUUCAGGGAUUUCAUAAUUGGACAUUGAACCCCUUUCAUAUGAUGGGAGUUUCCGGUGUACUGGGUGCUGCCCUGCUAUGCGCUAUUCAUGGUGCUACCGUAGAAAAUACUUUAUUUGAAGACGGUGAUGGUGCAAAUACAUUCCGCGCCUUUAACCCAACGCAAUCGGAAGAAACUUAUUCAAUGGUUACUGCUAACCGAUUUUGGUCCCAAAUAUUUGGAGUUGCUUUUUCAAAUAAACGUUGGUUACAUUUCUUUAUGUUAUUUGUACCAGUAACCGGUUUAUGGAUGAGUGCUCUGGGAGUAGUCGGCCUGGCCUUGAACUUACGUGCCUAUGAUUUUGUUUCCCAAGAAAUUCGGGCAUCGGAAGAUCCUGAAUUUGAAACUUUCUACACAAAAAAUAUUUUGUUAAAUGAGGGUAUUCGUGCUUGGAUGGCCGCUCAAGAUCAGCCUCAUGAAAACCUUAUAUUCCCUGAGGAGGUUCUCCCACGUGGAAACGCUCUUUAAUACAACUUUAACCGUAGCUGGUCGGGACCAAGAAACUACUGGUUUCGCU
Cuscuta campestris is the source of this 3990-nucleotide messenger RNA. The record is from the annotation of a GenBank genome assembly. NCBI's taxonomy places the organism in Eukaryota, Viridiplantae, Streptophyta, Magnoliopsida, Solanales, Convolvulaceae.